Vigna umbellata (rice bean) is the source of this 1229-nucleotide messenger RNA. Its product is annotated as cell number regulator 6-like. Lineage: Eukaryota; Viridiplantae; Streptophyta; Magnoliopsida; Fabales; Fabaceae. The record is from RefSeq and is a predicted model, not a curated record.
CUGCUGAUUAAUUUUCUCGGUUCGUGAUUAUCCAACAUUGGUGUUCCUUUCUUGUCCCAAUUUCCUUAGAUCUCUUAAACUGUGAAGUUACAUUUCUGAUUUUUCUCUAUUUAUCAUAACAUUCCAACACAGGCAUUUUCCUCCGAUUUAUCAUUGUUCUUUGUGAGUCUGGUUUGUAUUUUGAGAUCAGAUGGGGGAAAGGACACAAUCGCAGUACGUGAAGCUGAAGAAGGAUCAAGUUCCUUUGGAAGAUAUCACGCCUGGUGAACUGAAUCAGCCAAUUGAGGUCCCUCAGUUGGCUGUUCACAAGUGCAUGGAAUGUGGGCAGCCAUUACCUGAAAGCUAUACACCUCCUGCUGAUGAAGCAUGGAUGACUGGGAUCUUUGGAUGCGCUGAAGAUAGGGAAAAUUGCUUGACAGGACUAUUUUGUCCUUGCGUAUUAUUUGGGCGCAAUGUAGAAAGCUUGCAUGAAGAAACUCCUUGGACUGGACCAUGCGUUUGUCAUGCUAUUUUCAUCGAAGGUGGCAUUGCUCUGGCAAGCGCAACUGCGAUCUUUAAUGGUUACAUUGAUCCAGGGACAUCAUUUCUCAUUCUUGAAGGCUUGUUUUUUACCUGGUGGAUGUGUGGCAUUUACACUGGUCAGGUUCGGCAAAACUUACAGAAGAAGUAUCACUUGAAGAACUCACCUUGUGAUCCAUGUUGUGUACACUGCUGCAUGCACUGGUGUGCCUUGUGUCAAGAGCAUAGGGAGAUGAAGGGAAGGCUCUCUGAAAAUGCUCUCUCAGGGACAACCAUUGUAAGUGCUCCUCCCAUUCAAGAGAUGAAGUCUAGUGAUAACAAGGACAAUCCUGAAACCUCUUCUUCUUCAGACAAGAACCAUGAGCAUACUGGUUUGGAACUGCAAGUUGUAUAGGGUGUUGGUGUUAACCUUGUUAAUAUCCAAAAGAAUGAUGACAUGUAGUCUGAAAUUUUGCUUGCUAGAGAAUAACUUUCUUGCACCUUUGAGUUGAGUUCCCUGUUUAACAUUGGACUUGUGGGUCACACAUAAACCACACCUUUGCUCUCUAGUGCCAAUUUAAAUUGAGUUCACAUGUAUGUAUUUAAGUCAAAUUAUUUUUGGCUUCUUCUGUUGUUGGCCAUGUAAGUUUCUUGAAAGAUGAUGCUCUAUUCACAGAUUCAGGUGACUUUUGCUCACUUUUCCUGGGAAAAGCUUGAAAACUUAAUAUAAA